This is a messenger RNA of Suhomyces tanzawaensis NRRL Y-17324, 1950 nucleotides long. Its product is annotated as putative asparagine synthase. The record is from RefSeq and is a predicted model, not a curated record. NCBI's taxonomy places the organism in Eukaryota, Fungi, Ascomycota, Pichiomycetes, Serinales, Debaryomycetaceae. The transcript has 2 exons. Gene Ontology annotation, molecular function: asparagine synthase (glutamine-hydrolyzing) activity. The coding region runs from base 1 to 1950 and encodes 649 amino acids.
AUGGCAUCUCUCCAGAACAACUUCGAAGAGGUCCAAAUUGAACUGUGGGAUGCAAGAGAUCCAGAAGAAAUAGAUCAAUUCAUCUCGACUGACUACAACUCAAAAGUAAAGCCAUUGAAUGAGGCAGAUAAGAAAAAGAUUGCUAAUUUAGAUGUGCUACGUGGUCUCAAUACAAAGUUGGCCAAGAUCAGAAAUAAUGUGAAGUUGACUAAAGAUCAAAUUUCACAAGAAACCCGGUUGAUUGAAGAUCAGAUUAAAGAAAUAGUGGAAGGGGACGAAGAAGAAAAGGCUGAAUGUUCAUCCGAAUUCAAUUUGGAAGACUUGAUUUAUAAAAUUGCUUGCAGGGGUCCAAAUUUCCUCGGGUACCGCCAGUUUCAACAUCAAUCAUUCAACUUUCAGAUGUUCUCAUCCGUUUUAUCUCUCAGACAGCCAUUUCAACCACAACCUCUUCAACUCGAAGACAAAAUCUUACAAUUCAAUGGGGAGCUUUAUAAUGAGGAGUGUCAAGAUUCGAAUGAUACCACUUACAUAAUGAACUUAUUGAAGCACUCUGACAGCACCCCAGAUGCCAUACUAAAUACCUUUUGCCAACUACAAGGAGAAUUCGCAUUUGUCUUGGUAGAUUUGAGAUCGAAUUUGGUUUACUUUGGAAGGGAUUCUGUUGGUAAAAGAUCAUUAUUGUUUCGUCAUCUGCACCAAGAAUUGCUCGUCACCUCCACCGCUGAAAUGGAGAGCCAAUCAUUCAUGGAAUGCAAAAAUGAAAUAAGCAUAUAUGACAUGAGUAAGCAUUCUAUAAUUCAUCAUAGUUAUGCGGACUUGCACGAGAAAUACUCGUUGCCUUCAUUAAAUUAUAAGCCUUUGGUUUAUAAUCCCGAGGCGUCUAUUGAUAAGUCUCUAGAGGGAUUGUAUAAAAUCAUCAAGUCGAAAACUUUAGUGCGGCAGCAGCUUAUACACCCUCUCACCGAGGAAGAUUCAGCACUCGCAGUAUUAUUCUCGGGAGGACUCGAUUGUACCGUGCUAGCUGCUUUGAUCUGCGAGAAUAUAAUUGAGAGAAAACCUUCGAAAUUAGUCAAUAUUGAUUUGCUAACGGUAGGUUUUGACAACCCGCGUACCAAUCAGAGAGCAAGCGCAUCGCCAGAUCGUAUGUUGGGCAAAAAAUCAUGGUAUAACUUGGCAGCAAAAUAUAAUGGUGAGUACUUGAAGUUAAGGCUAGUGGAAAUCGACAUCAGCUAUGAGCAAUGGUUGACCCAUAAGCAUAGAGUGCGUGAUUUGAUGUAUCCUUCCAAUACUGAAAUGGAUUUAUCCAUUGCUAUUGCAUUUUAUUUUGCCUCUUCCACAUUGCCACAAUCUACAAAAUUGCUAGAAAAACCUGAUACUUGUACUAUGUCAUACGAAGAGUUUAUCUUGAAAGAGUCUCAACUCCUUCAAAUCACCCCGGAAUAUAAGUCUGCGGCCAAAGUUUUAUUUAGUGGUUUGGGAGCUGACGAAUUGUUUGCAGGGUACUCCAGACAUGAAUCUAUAUUCACCAACAACAUUACCGAGACAUCGUCGCGAGAGGACAUAGAGUUACGCUACAAUGAGUUGAGUAAAGAAUUGAUAAACGAUAUUGCAAUAAUCCACAAAAGAAACUUGGGACGUGAUGAUAGAGUCAUUGGCUGCUGGGGAAAAGAAUUGAGAUAUCCUUACUUGGAUGAGGAGCUCAUAAGUUAUGUUAUUAACGAAAUUGAACCCAACUCAAAACUUCACUUUGGAUUUGAGACUAUAACAACUAAGAAAAAGGGCUCGAAAACUGUAUUGAAAGCUACCCGUAAAUACUUGUUACGUGAAUUGGCAGGGUAUCUUGGGUUAGAGUGGGUCAAAUCAGAGCUCAAGAGGGCCAUCCAAUUUGGCGCUAAAAGUGCUAAGCUAGAAAUUGGACAAAGUAAGGCAAAGGGCACAGACAACUUAUAG